CUAAUAGUAAGAGUGAAAAUUCUAAUGGUUUAGAUUUUAUUUCUCUAUGGGAGCCUCUAGGCACGAGAGGAUUCCAAUACAGAAGAACAGACAGACUUGGAAGUAAACUCUGCCCCAUCAGAGGAGAGAGGAAAAGAGACAGAGUGAUUUUAGAGAGAAAGAGCGACUCUGUAGAAACACAUGAAUUGUUUUCGUCGCGCUUUGUUGUUAUGAUAGCUUUCUCUUAGCAUCUGAAGAAGGCGAAUAAAGAUUAAAAGGGUGUUUCUUGAAAUAUAGUUUUAAGGAUUUAUUCUCUGAAACAAGAAGCAACAAGAAGAAGAAACGAAGAACAAAAGAUGGAGUUAUCUGAUUGCUCUAAUGAAUAUGAGAAGCUUGUUGUACGGAUGAACAUGCCCAGGGUCGUGAUUGACAAUGGAGUUUGCCCUAAUUCAACUGUCGUCAAGAUCGAUAGUGCAAGAAGCCCAGGGAUAUUGCUAGAAUCUGUACAGCUUCUCACCGAUAUGAAUCUUUGGAUAAGGAAAGCUUACAUUUCCUCUGACGGAAAAUGGAAUAUGGAUGUUUUUCAUGUGAGCGAUCUGUACGGCAACAAAUUAACCGACGAGAACCUAAUCCGUUACAUAGAAAAGUCGAUCGAGACGUCUCAUUACACUAAAAGCGAAAGUUACACCGGUUUAACCGCUCUAGAGCUAACCGGAACAGACAGAGUUGGUUUACUCUCAGAGGUUUUCGCGGUUUUAGCUGAUCUUUCAUGUGAUGUUGUUGAGGCUAAGGCAUGGACGCAUAACGGGAGGAUCGCGUUGAUGAUCUAUGUUAAAGAUCGUAACUCCGGUACUCCUCUAGACGGAGACCGUGUCCAACAUAUAGAAGGGCAACUACGUAACUUACUAAGAGCAGACGAUGGGUACCAAAACGACACGUGGACAUGCGUAUCAUAUGGUGGAAAUACCCAUAUGGAGAGGAGGUUGCAUCAGAGGAUGUUUAUGGACCGUGACUACGAGAAGAAGUUUGACUACGAGACAUCUCCGAUCGUUUCGGUACAAAAUCUUCCGAAACGUGGUUACUCUGUCGUGAAUUUGCAGUGCAAAGAUCGCAUGAAGCUUUUGUUCGACGUUGUUUGCACGUUGACGGAUAUGGCCUACAUUGUGUUCCAUGCGGCGAUUAGAACGGUUGGAGAAACAGCGUUUCUGGAAUUUUAUGUAAGACAUUGUGAUGGCAAUCCGGUUAAUUCGGAACCGGAGAGACAACGUUUGAUCCAAUGUUUACAAGCCGCAGUUGAAAGAAGGACGGUUAAGGGUGUAAGAUUGGAGUUAUGCACGGCGGAUAGACCAGGAUUGUUAGCGGAAGUAACACGAAUAUUGAGGGAGAAUGGAUCAAACAUUGCUAGAGCCGAGAUAUCGACUAAAGACGGUAUAGCCAAGAAUGUGUUCUAUGUCACAGAUGCAAAUGGCAACCUUAUUGAUCCCGAGAUAAUCGAAUCCAUUAGAGAGAAGAUUGGAAUCAAUGAUCUAAGUGUUAAAGAACAAUUCCCGAUUAGUUGCCGAGAGGAAAUUGAGAAGGAACAACAACAAGAACCGCAAAACCACCAAGGACAAAAUGGAGGAGGGACGGUGUUGGUUUCACUUGGGAGCCUGGUGAUGAGAAAUCUAUACCAAUUGGGUUUGAUCAAAUCAUAUUUUUAGGAAAACUAAACCGGGUUACUAACCUGUCCAUAUAUACCAAUUCAAUAGUGUUUGUUAUUUACCCACGCGGUUGAAUUGGUGUAUUUGGAGCAGAUAGUGAAACGGUAUUGUAUUUAGUUUGGGGUGGGUGGCAAGGCAAGUUUGGUAUUGUUGUUGUACGUAAUGAAGGUGGGAAGUUAGUUAAAAGUUUGGUGGUCGGUCUUCAUGUUGGACCAAUAGGUAGUAGAAGGAUAUUAGAUUGUUAGGUCUUCGUACAUUUAUUCUUUUUAUAUGUACAUAUAAUAUAUAUAACCUAUGGUUGUUAGAUCAUUAGCUUGUCAAUAGUAGUAAGUCAUUGUGUUAUGUAAAUAAUAAUUUAGUUAUGGGGUUUGUUUUACGCAAGGAGACAUACUGGUCCUACAUGUGUGAAUCUAUCUGAUUAAUUUGUUUUGUUU
This is a messenger RNA of Brassica oleracea var. oleracea, 2113 nucleotides long. Its product is annotated as ACT domain-containing protein ACR7. The record is from RefSeq and is a predicted model, not a curated record. The transcript has 7 exons. NCBI's taxonomy places the organism in Eukaryota, Viridiplantae, Streptophyta, Magnoliopsida, Brassicales, Brassicaceae. The coding region runs from base 336 to 1679 and encodes 447 amino acids.